Messenger RNA from Fundulus heteroclitus (mummichog), 2270 nucleotides. RefSeq names its product zinc finger protein 568-like. Gene Ontology annotation, molecular function: RNA polymerase II cis-regulatory region sequence-specific DNA binding; DNA-binding transcription factor activity, RNA polymerase II-specific. The transcript has 2 exons. The record is from RefSeq and is a predicted model, not a curated record. Gene Ontology annotation, cellular component: nucleus. Gene Ontology annotation, biological process: regulation of transcription by RNA polymerase II. NCBI's taxonomy places the organism in Eukaryota, Metazoa, Chordata, Actinopteri, Cyprinodontiformes, Fundulidae. The annotation marks the transcript as partial.
UGUGGAAAAAGUUUUAGCCGAACAUCUCAUUUAAAUACACACAUGAGAGUCCAUACAGGACAGAAGCCUUUUCGUUGUGAUCUAUGUGGAAAGAGAUUUAGCCAAAUAGCAAAUUUAAAAAUACACACGAGAAUCCACACAGGACAGAAGCCUUUCUGUUGUGAUCUAUGUGGAAAAAGGUUUAGCCAAAAAGAACAUUUAAAAAUACACAUGAGAAUCCACACAGGACAGAAGCCUUUCAGUUGUGAUCUAUGUGGAAAAAGUUUUAGCGAUAAAGGAACUUUAAACAAACAUAUAAGAAUCCACACAGGACAGAAGCCUUUCAGUUGUGAUCAAUGUGGACAAAUAUUUAGCCGAAUACAAAAUUUAAACAUGCAUAUGAAAAUACAUAUGAGAAUCCAUACAGGAGAGAAGCCUUUCUGUUGUGAUCUAUGUGGAAAAAGCUUUAGCCAAAAAUCAAGUUUAAAAACACACACGAUAAUCCACACAGGACAGAAGCCUUUCUGUUGUGAUCUAUGUGGAAAAAGUUUUAGCCUAAAAGCAACUUUAAAAAGACACACGAGAAUCCACACAGGAAAGAAGCCUUUCAGUUGUGAUCUAUGUGGGAGAAGUUUUAGCCAAAAAGGGUAUUUAAAAAUACACACAAGAAUCCAUGCUGGAGAGAAGCCUUUUGGUUGUGAUCUAUGUGGAAAAAGUUUUAGCGAUAAAGGAACUUUAAACAAACAUAAAAUAAUCCACUCAGGACAGAAGCCUUUCAGCUGUGAUCUAUGUGAAAAAAGUUUCAGCGAAAAAGCAAAGUUAAACAGACACACGAGAAUCCAUACAGGACAGAAGCCUUUCUGUUGUGAUCAUUGUGGACAAAGAUUUAGCCUUAAAGAAUCUUUAAACAUACACAUGAGAAUCCAUACAGGACAGAAGCCUUUUAGUUGUGAUCUAUGUGGAAAAAGUUUCAUCCAAACAUCAAAUUUAAAUACACACAUGAGAAUCCAUACAGGACAAAAGCCAUUCAGUUGUGAUUUAUGUGGGCAGAGAUUUACCCAAACAUCAACUUUAAAUAGACACAUGAGAAUCCAUGCAGGAGAGAAAGUGUCUCUGCGAUGAAAACCAACUCAAACACACCUGUAGUUUGCUGACAGAUGUUUGUGCGUUGUCAUCAAACGCACAAGGAUUUCAUUUGGUAGUUUCAGCAUUUCUAUUGUAGCUAAUCUUUAGAGUUGUGUUAAAACAUUUAAUUUUAUUUAUUUUGUUCAGACUGAGCUGUAGUACAGCUGUGUUGUCAGUCUAUACACACUGCUGUAACCAUUAGACUCAAGCUAAUGUAAACAGUGGCCAUAGGAUGUGCCCCGUCACGUAAUUUCUGGUCGAUCUUUCACAACAGCGACCUCUAGCUUCCUAAGUUACCCAUUUGAGUCAUAACUAUUUCCAGGAGAAUUAUUAUUAAAUCAAGUGACUUGGACAAAUUGUAUACUAAAACAAAUUUUUGUUGCCUACAACUUGUGACAGUGUCGUGAGAUUGCAGAUGGAGUAUAGAUAACAUUACAAUAUAAAGUGCAGCAGUGUUCAGAAUGUGACAGUGUAGGAGAAAAACGGUUUAAAAUAAUGGUGCAAAAAAGCAAUAAUAUGAAAGAAUUUAGUGUUGCGCAAAUAUGGUGCAAAAUGCAGUAAAAACAUUGAGUUGUAUCCUAUUUAAAUGGAUUAUUAAUGUUCGGCAACGUUGGUAGUGCACAAUAAUGGUACGAGUGUGAUGCAGAGUCCAGUUUAGAGUUCAACAGCCUGAUGGCAGCAGGGAAAAAGCUGUUACAGAACCUGGUGGACCUGCAGAUGAUGCUGGUGAACCUCUUCCAAGAGGGCAGCAGGGAGCUACAGUCCAUGGUGGGGGUGUGAGGGGUCCCUGGUGAUGUUAUGGGCUCAUGACACGCAGCACUGGGAUGAAAUGUACUUAAUGGAGGGAAGAGGAGCCCUGAGGAUCCUCUUUGCUGUCCUCACCACUCUCCUCACGUUCUUUCAGUCGGAGGCGGUGUAGCCUCCCCACUACACACAGAGACAGCUAGUCAGAAUGCUCUCUAUGGUGCUUCUGUAGAAGGUGGUGAGGAUGGGUGGUGGCAGGUGGGCUCUUUACUGGUGCCCUCUUCACCAGUGAUGUGGUGUUCACAGACCAGGUGAAGUUGUCUGUGUCCUAAAGGUUACUGAUAUUUACUGAGCAAAUCACUUUUUAAAAUGUUAUUUCCCCAAAUAAUGUUUAGCCUAAUUCAGGUUUGCUUUGUGAUUGG